Messenger RNA from Paramormyrops kingsleyae, 4077 nucleotides. Its product is annotated as interleukin-17 receptor D. The record is from RefSeq and is a predicted model, not a curated record. NCBI's taxonomy places the organism in Eukaryota, Metazoa, Chordata, Actinopteri, Osteoglossiformes, Mormyridae. Gene Ontology annotation, molecular function: interleukin-17 receptor activity.
UAGACACCUGUCUUUUCAGAGUGUUGCUAUCAGGCUCCAUUUGCAGUGCGUUUGGAGCUCGGCUGCGGCUGCUGGGGGGGCGUGAGGUCAGCAGUGGGGGGCCGAGGUCAGCGGUGGGGAUCUGUCCUCAUACAGGCACAGCAUGUGGAUAGCCCUGCUGGCCCUCUGCCAGGUCUCAUCGCUCCACGGGACCGCCGGGUUUCAUGGUGACCGCAGGGUCUUCUCGCCUCAGAACUGCUCCUUGGAUUGCAUCCUUAAGGGAGACUCAGCUUGUGAAUACUGCAGGAUCACCAGAGGAGAUGUUAAAAUGACCUUAGGAAUCACCACGGCUCAGAUGUUUGGCAGUAAGUUGGGAGUACUGACUGCAUGGCAAGGUCGGCCUUUCCCAGGCUGUGUGCCCCUCCCCUGUCUCUCCUACCUCGCCACACCACAGGGCUCUGACCCAUGCCAGCAUUACGUCCAUGCGCCCAUCAAUGUCACUGUGGAGUUUAUGACCAAUCAGAAUCCCACGUAUGACACAGUCAUCAUCUCCUGGAGACCCAGUAUAUACGGUAUUGCCUUUCUUCGGGGCUUCCAGGUGUCGCUGCAAGCUCUGGGAGGGGCUCACGUGGAGUGCCAGCUGUUUCUGUUCCAGCGAAACCUCUCUCUGUCUGCCAGCCACACUGAGAGGGUGUACCAGUCUGAUCCCAUCUCCCAGUUACCCCUGGCUUCCCAGUUUGUCGUUACUGUCAUGGCUCUUCCUGUUCCAGAGCUUUGGGACAAAUUCUACCAGAGUGUGCACUUCUCUACACGCACAUGCCCAGAGAAGAAUGGCUUGGAGCAAUGCCAGAGGGACUGGUACCCAGAGAAUGUUGAAUUGCGUCAAGAGGGACUUGACAUUGUUGUAACCUUUAACCUCGCUCCUCCACAUCUGGGAAUCAGCCAUUAUUUUUCAUGGUGCUAUGGUGGGGGCAUGCGCAACUACACAGAGAUCAAAACUAAUCCCUCAAGCAACAAAACACACCACAGUUACCAUCUGCUUGGCCUCCAGGCUGGAACCAACUACUCGUGUGAAAUUGCUGCAGAUGUGGUGGAUGCAAUCAGGAAAACAUUCUCCUUUCGAGUCUCACCACUAAAACAAGAUGAUGGACCAUUUAUGGCCGAGACCAUCAUCCCUGCUGUGCUCCUGUUCGCUGCCAUCGUGGUGGUUUUUGUGACGGCAGCUAUAACUGUGGUUAGCAAGAGGAAGAUGAAGAGGAGGCAGAGGGAGAUAGAGAAAAUCAAGCCAUUUGGCAGCAAGCUUGCAAGUGAAGAGCACAGCCUGGUGUUGAUUGGCAAGCCCCAACCUCCUAAGCUCCUGAUUUGCUACUCCAGCACCGAUGGUCCCGCCCAUGUCAGGGUAGUCAUGGAAUUGGCUGCCUUUCUUCAGCAGCAUAUGGCUGUACAGGUGAGCUUGGACCUGUGGGAGGUUCUGAGCCUGAUGGAAGAGGGCUGCAUGAGCUGGUAUAGCCAACGCAUCCAAGAGAGCGAUUUUGUGCUGGUGAUCUGCUCCCAGGGGCUGCAGCAGCAGAUAAUUGAUCGGGGUCAGAUGGGACUAGAGGCAGAUCCAGGAGAGGGUGCUGCAGCAGCGCUGGCAGCCAUCUGCCUGGUCGGCGAGGAGCUAGGCCGUGCUACCGCCCAAGGCUGGGACUUGUCUAAGUUCUUGACGGCCACCUUCACAUACUCAUGGGACGCAGACGUUCCAGGGUUGCUGGGUCUGGCUGCCCACUACACCCUGAUGAAAGAUCUGCCCCUUCUCUUCUCACACCUCCAUCGGGUGCCACUGCAUAGCCCUGGGCGGAGCCUGCAAGUGGAGCACAUGACAGAAGAGACGUACAGUACUCUGCCUGCUGGAGGCGCUCUCCACUGGGCUAUCCAAGAGGCCAGGGUGGCUUAUGAGGAUCAAAAGAGGGCCAUCAGAGAGGCCAGAAGGUGAUACAUGGUGUUAAGUGGCAGUUAUUCAGUCAUCAUCUUACUCUACGAAUGUGCGAGCAGGUCACCUGCAUGUUGGAUAAACCUGUUGGUGAAGCAGUUAAAUAAUGAGAGAACUGCACAGAAUGACACGGUUUAAGGGCUAAACCCGCAAAACUGGGAGCACUGGUCUUUUCACCAAUCUGAGUAGCAAAACGUGACUGACUACUGAGCAAUUUUUACUCAUCAUAACUGUCAGCUUGGCAAGCAUUACUACAUCUUGGAACUUGCAAGCCAAUGUUUUUGCUGUUCAAACAAAUGUGAAUAGUAUCCAUUAUGUAAUUCUUUUUGUAUUUAGCCUUGUCCUUUAGAUGGUUUAUCAGUUUAAUUUAAUGUAAUUGAAACAUUAAAGUUAAUUCAAUGAAUAGCUCAUCCAUCCCAAAUUAAGAAAAAAUCAUUUUAAACUGAAAUUUCAAACUAACAUGGACACUAAGGACCAAGAUCAAGAAGCACAAAGACAACUAGCAAAAUUCUGAAUAUAUUCCAUUGACUUGGGUGGUCUGGCCACUUACAGAGCUCGCAUUUGUGAAUACUUCUGAAGAACAGUUGACCAAAAGGGUGUCCAAGAUUAAUGCUGUACCCAGAGUACAGACACAAUACAAUGAUCGAGAUGCUCCCGGCUAUGUGAAAGGUUGACAUCUGGGUUGCCAACGUUGUUCUGCUGGCUGGAGUGAGAUGGAGUGAGACAAGUCCGCACGCACAUGCACACGCAUUUACAUGUAUGUAACAGUUUAAUUACCCUAAUGUAAGGGUCUGUAGGGUUUGCAAACUACCCUAGCGCUUUUGGUGUAGCUAAUUUUAGGUGUAUAAUAGAAUAAGCGUUAACAUUUCUUGCGUGUCCAUGAAAGCACGAUGCGUGAUUCACUUGCCAGAUGCGUGAGAGUUGGCAACCCUGUGACACUGAUAAUGUAAUAUAACGUAGAAAUGGUUUCCGAGACUCCACAGUGCUUCAUUUUGAUAGCUGCUGUAGAGACUUACUGAUCAUUAAAUGUUUAUUUUGUCAUUUUGGUCAAAACUACAAUUUUAUGCAGGUCCAGUUAAUAAGGUGAUUUGUUUUACCUAAUAGUUUAACAUUCAGUUUAGAAGCAGUUAGAAAAUUAUAAAAGCAGUCACUUAAAAUCCUGCUAAAAUUAAACACGAACGAGUUUCACAGAAAAUCACUACACUCCCGCCUUGCUAAGGUGUGUGAGACCGGAUCGCCGCCAAAAAAAUUCUUGUUUGCGCUCCACCUAAAUAAUACACGCUAGUUACUUGGCGCCUGAAAUUGCUCGUUUGGUUAAACGAGUUAGCAGUCACGGAACCAGCUUACAAUCCUGUUUUAUAUUUCUAAUACUUUGUACUCUGUAAUUUCAAUGAAGUAUGUAUAUUUAAUUUCAGGUGCUAUAUUGUCAACCAUUAAAAUGCCAGUUUAACAUUUGAACGGCUUAUUUGUAUAUUAUCAGGUUCACUUAAACCAUUGCCUUCGAGAUUCUAGUCUUAUUUAGCCUUUGUCAGUUUUGCCGCAUUCGGUUUCAUAUGAUCAAAAACUCAUACUACCACUAGAGGGCAGGAAUACAUUUCCAUUUGUUUAUUUAGCAGAGCCUUACAUGUGAGGCAGAUCGCAAGCACACGUUCAGUUGUUGACCCAUUUUAACCACUAGGUGGUGAAUGGCUGUUGCCGUAAACGAAAAAUAACAAAUUAAUCUGAAAGACUUUGACCUGCCUAGUACAGAAUGUUCGUUUAACAAAAGCCCGGUUUUCCAAUAUGCAAAUACAUGCCCCUUAAAUUCUUUUCAAAUGCUCUCAUAAUAUUAAGGUUUAUGUGUUUUUCCCAAGUGUAACUUUCAAAUUUUGAGGAACUUGACUGAUCCUGUGCAGCCUGGAAGUGUUUCUGGUCAGCCUCACAGUAUUUUUUUCUUUAAUUAUUGUUAUUCUAUGUUUUUAAAAAAAAAAUCAUUAAUAUGUUUUCUUAAAACCAACAACAAUGGAUGAAACUUCUUUUGUCCUUCCAUCAAGGCAAAGACUCCUUUGUAUAUUCCAUCUUUUACCAUACAUUUUUAAAUAUUAGAUGGAUUUUUAUGUCAUAUUUCAAUAAACAUGUGAAUUAUA